Messenger RNA from Daucus carota subsp. sativus, 5628 nucleotides. Its product is annotated as protein ESSENTIAL FOR POTEXVIRUS ACCUMULATION 1. The transcript has 10 exons. The coding region runs from base 121 to 5430 and encodes 1769 amino acids. Gene Ontology annotation, molecular function: protein binding. The record is from RefSeq and is a predicted model, not a curated record. Lineage: Eukaryota; Viridiplantae; Streptophyta; Magnoliopsida; Apiales; Apiaceae.
CUAGCUUGGCAAAAACCUAUAUUUUCUCGUCUCUACACUCACAGCAGUCCCCUCUUCCAAUAACCAACACACAAACAGCAAGGGUUUCUCUCUAGCAACGCUAAUCAUCUCUUUCAAUCCAUGGCUUCCAACUCCCCUCUCCUCGAUUCUCGCCACAAUCACAUCUCCCAAGAUGGUCAAGGAUUUAACAAUCAUAUCCCCCUUUCACCACAGUGGCUUCAAACUAAGCCUGGGGAGAAUAAGACUGGAAUAUCGACUGGGGAGAACCAGUUCAGUCCAUAUUCAGGUCACAGUGCUCGUGCAGAUGUCACAAAAUCACCAGGUAAUGGUGAUCAGGCGCAUGAUGUUCAGAAAAGAAAGGAUGUGUUUAGGCCGUCUGUGCUUGAUGCAGAAUUAGGUCGCCGUGACCGCUGGCGUGAUGAAGAAAGAGAGACCAAUACCUCUGUUCGCAGGGAUCGAUGGAGGGAGGGGGAUAAAGAACUUGGAGACCACCGGAAGGCAGAUCGAUGGACCGAUAACUCAUCUGGAAGGCAAUUUGGAGAGGUGCGUCGUGCUCCUCCAGAGCGAUGGACUGAUUCAAGUAACAAGGACAAUAAUCAUGAGCAACAUCGUGAUACCAAGUGGAGUACACGCUGGGGACCUGAUCACAAGGAGAAUGACAGUGUGCGUGAAAAGAGGGUGGACUAUGGUAAAGAUGCUACUGACGUAUCACUUCAUAAGGGGUUAUCCCAUCAUACUUAUCAAGGAAAGGAUGACAAGGAUGGAAAUCACUAUCGACCAUGGAGAUCUAACUCAUCUGUCAGCAGAGGUAAAGCUGAUUCUCCUAAUCAACAAACUUUGGUGCCCAACAAACAGAUAUCUUCAUUUGUCCAAAGUCAAGGUCGGGGACGCGGGGAAAAUGUUUCUGCUACCUUCUCUCUCGGACGAGGCAAAGUUCCUUUCGGAAGUAACUCUUUUAAUAACUUAUCAAAUUAUCCGCGUUCUCCUGGUUCAGUUGCAGAUAAGGGAGAGUAUCAUGAUCAGUCUCCUUUGAGAUAUAGCCGGACAAAGCUGCUUGAUCUAUACAGGAAUACUGAUAUGGGAUCCUGCGGCAAGAUAUUAAAUGGAAUCACACAAGUGCCUUCGCUUACUCAGGAUGAAGCUGUAGAGCCUUUAGCAUUUUGUGUACCUUCUUCUGAGGAACUGGUUGUUAUCGAAGGAAUUGACAGGGGAGAAGUAUUAAGCAGCGGUGCGCCUCAAAGUGCUAAAGAUGGAUCUGUUGGAAGAGGUUCCAUUGAUAAUACACCUUCAAGGCGAACAAGGCUAGGAAGCAGAGAAGAUUUACCUAUUGGCUCUGAUGGGAAUGACAUGUCUAAAGGAAAAGAAGGUGCUUCUUAUAGGAGGAAUGAUCAGAUUACUGCAAGUAAUGAAUCGAGUACGCAGGGUAUUUCCUCUGUUCAUCCUAGUGCAUGGAGAUCUUCAGCAAUGGGAGAACACACAAAUUCAGCCUUGCCUGACAGGAGAGGUGUUCCUUCUGAUAGUUGGUCAAGAACUUCAGACUUUAGCUGGCCACAGUCGCAGAAGGAUCUAUCUAACAAUGUGGGGAAGACACCAACUUGGGGAGAUGAUCCGGUCAUUAGAAGGCAAUUUUCUGCAGUGGUGGAUAGGGAGCAGGAACAGCGUACUCUUUCUCAGCCCUCGCCCGAAGAAUUAGUCCUUUUUUACAAAGAUCCUCGAGGUGAAACUCAAGGUCCUUUUUCUGGUGUUGAUAUCAUUGGAUGGUUUGAAGGUGGAUACUUUGGCUUAGAUUUGCUAGUACGCUUGGCAAAUGCACCAACCGACACGCCUUUUACACCACUUGGUGACGUUAUGCCCCACCUGCGCUCUAAAGCCCGCCCUCCACCUGGAUUUGCUGCACCCCAACAGAAUGAAAUGACAGAUGCUGUAAAUAGGCCUAAUAACAGCAACCUCGGAAAACUUCACACUAGUUCAAGUGAGGUUGAUAUGACAAGAAAUGAUGCAAGGUAUAUGCAGGGUCCAACAGAUGGGGCAAGUCGGUUUCUUGAAUCGCUGAUGUCUGGCAAUAUUAGCACCCCUGCCGAAAAUUUUUCUCCUGGCAUGCAGGGUUAUCAUGGAUCUGGUGAAGUGCCUCCUUUGGGAAUGGAAAGUGGGGAUAAUCUCUCUCUCCUGGUCAAAAGGAUGACUCUCGAAAGACAAAGUUCUUUGCCUGAUCCCAAUCAAUUCUGGCCUGGAAGAGAGGCACCUUCGGUUGGUCCAAAGUCAGACUAUUUACAUGGAUCCUCACUACAGCAGUCAAAUAUUUCGUCAUCAAUCACUGACAACCCUUGUUCGCCGCUUCAUUCUCAGAAUGCAGACUUCAUAUCUGUCCUUCAAGGUUUAUCUGACAAGUCUUCCCCUGUAGUCAAUAAUGUGGCGAGUGGUUGGUCAAAUUUUCCAGUCAUAGGAGGUCCAGACCCACAUCAAGAUAAAUUAAACAUGCUUCAUGGCCAGAAUAUUCCUCCUCAAGUUGCAUAUCAACAGAGACUGCAAUCCCCGAACCAACCCUCUUUAACUGCUUUAUCAGGCCAAGGUGUUGAUAAUACAUCUGGAAUGUUAACUCGUGAAAAUUUGCUUUCUGGCCUGUCUCAAGAUCCUCAACUGUUAAGUUUGUUGCAACAGCAACAUUUGAAUCCUCAACUGUUAAGUUUGUUGCAACAGAAAUAUUUGAUGCAGUUACAAUCCCAGGGUCCAGCUCCCUCACAGCAGCUUUCUGUUUUUGAUAAGCUCCUGCUACUUAAGCAGCAGCAACAAAAGCAGGAAGAACAGCAACAACUGUUGCGCCAAAAUCAACUGCUAUCGCAGGUUAUAUCUGAACAACAAUCUCAACAGCAUUUCAAUGAGACAUCUCAUGGGCAGUUGCAGGACACCGGUUUGCUGGAGGAGAAUGCUUCUGUUGCUCUUAAUAGAUUCCAGACCUCUCAUGAGUCGUUACAGACUGGAGCACAAAUUCAAGUCUCCAAUAUGCCAGAUGAACCCAACUCCACAAACUUGCCACCCAAUAUGUCUCAAGGGAAAGGCAUUGUUGUUGGCUCUGAAACCUCUUCUAUCCAUUUACCUCAUGAAAUGUUUGGAAAUGCUAUCCAUCAAAGAGUUUGGGGUACUAAUUUACCUGAACGACUUGAUGACAUUCAGUCACAGGCUGCUUUACUAGCAUCACCACCACAUAUUUCAAAAGUGUUGGACAAUUAUCAACAAGAAAAUAUAUUUUGUAACAAUUUGAAAACUGAUAAACCUAAUAUUCCUGAACUAUCUGAAGCUGGUAGAAGAUAUUCGUCCUUGGAGCAAACGGUAGUACCUGCCACUAAUCCAAAUGUUCAGACUGAGGUUCUUCUGCCCGGAAAAGUUAAUAAGUUAAAUGUCACAGCAGCCACUGUUUCUGCUGGUACACAGAUUGGAAGCGUACCAGGUGGCAGCUCGUCUAUAUUGAAGGAAGUAAAAAGCAUUGAUGAAAAGGACUUAAAGAAGGGUGCGGAGAAGAAAUCAAGGAAGCAUAAAUCUUUGAAGGCACAAGCUUCUGAUCAAGCAAAGGAUGUACCUAAAGUGCAGCAACUAAAAGAAUUAGAAUAUGAAGUCAAAAGUGGCUUUGAUAUUAAUUUAGAGUCGCAGACGAUCUUUCUUUCACAUGAUAGUAGUUAUGAGGUGCCUCUUCAGGAGACACAAGAGAGCAAAUCUAAUGCAAUUAUGGGUGAGAUUGUGGCCCAGCAGGGUAAAAUUGAUUCACCUGGUUUACCUGGACAGAGUUAUGUAGAAGAUGGUGAAAUCAUGGGGGCAAAGAGCAUAUCAGGGCAGUUGGGGCUUCUGCCUCAGCUAAAUGCUCAUAAACAAGGUGGACCCCGAGGUUGGAAGCCCUCUCCUGGUCUAAAACCAAAGUCAUUAUUGGAAAUUCAACAAGAAGAACAAGAAAAAGCACAUGCACAGAUGUCAGCUCCUGACACCUCUCUUUCUCUUGGUUCCACCAGUGCCACAAUCCCUACCGCCUGGGCCGGGGUUAUUGCCAGUUCAGAUCGUAGAUCGAUUAGGGAAAGGCAACAUAAUGGAGGUAGCUUAGAGUCACAGAUGGGGAACACUGGAGGUUCUGUAACCCAGAAGAGCAUGAAAAGUCAGUUGCACGACCUCUUGGUUGAUGAAGUUGUGAAACCUAGUGUAGCUGUUGGGGUUCUUGAUAGUAAAUCUAAUCUGCCUUUAGUAUCGGCUCAAAACAGUGAAUUUGACUCUAUUGAUAAUGACAACUUCAUAGAAGCCAAAGAUAGUAAAAAGAAUCGUAAAAAGUCUGCAAAAGCUAAGAGCUCUGGAGGUAAAGUAUCAGCUGCUGCUGCUUCAGCUGAUGCAUCUUUUGCUUCAAGUCCUACCGAAAAAGCCAAAAGCUCUCGUUUUAUACAACAGGAUAAGGAGGUUUUGCCUGCAGUUCCAUCUGGUCCCUCUCUGGGUGAUUUUGUGCUGUGGAAGGGUGACAAUGCAAACACUUUGGCUGCUCCGGCAUGGUGUACUGACUCAGGGAAGCUUACAAAACCCACUUCCCUUAGGGACAUUCUAAAGGAACAAGGUAAAAAGGUUUCUACUGGGCAGCAUCAGAAUGCAAUCCAAAUUCCAACCCAUUCUGCUCAUGGAAAUGGUUCUUCUAAGACGGUUAUUGGUUCAUCUCCUGUGAAGGUUGCUUCAGCAGUUCAGAAUACUCCUCAAGCUUCAUCACAAACGAAGAAGAGAGUAGAUGAUGAUUUCUUUUGGGGUCCAUUAGAUCAACCAAAAAAAGAAACAAAACAGCCAGAUUUUCCUCAACUGGCAAGUCAGGGUAGUUGGGGGAAAAAUUCUCCAGUAAAAGGAGCUCUUGGCUCCUCAGUCAGCAGACAGAAGUCGACGGGUAAUAGAACAGCUGAGUUUGCAUCACCUGCUUCUGCUCACUCUUCUUCGAGGGGUAAAAAGGAUGUAGUGUCUAAACAAUCAGAAGCUGUAGACUUCAGAAAUUGGUGCGAAAGUGAAUGUGUCAGACUCAUAGGGACAAAAGAUACAAGCUUUUUAGAAUUUUGCCUGAAGCAAUCCAGAUCAGAGGCAGAAAUUCUUUUGACAGAGAACCUUGGCUCUUAUGAUCCUAAACACGAAUUCAUUGAGAAAUUCCUUAAUUACAAAGACUUCUUACCUGCAAAUGUUCUUGAGAUUGCCUUGGAAGGCCAGAAUGAUCAAAAGGUCACUGGACAUGGACCUGGAGAUGUGAGUUCAGCUGUCAGUGGUUUUGGGAACUCUGAUCAGGGUAUGGCCACAGUUCCAGAUGGGACCACAAAAGGGGGAGGUAAGAAAAAAGGAAGGAAGGGGAAAAAGGUAAGUUCCACAGUUUUGGGAUUUAAUGUGGUUAGCAACAGGAUCAUGAUGGGAGAGAUUCAGUCUGUGGAGGAUUAGUUAAUUUAUCAUUAGGUGUAAAUACAUUUUUUCAAAGUACUUUUUAAAUGUGCUUUAGAUAUCUGGAGCUCUCUAUUCUUCUAAAGGUGGACAGCAGUGCAUUUUUUAUCUGCACAUGCAAUUUUGUGAAAUAGUACUUCACUAACUUAUUACUCAUUUUGUUUUUUACAGAACUUAUAUCAAAUCCAUGUUCUCACC